Molecule: messenger RNA, 305 nt
Organism: Cylicocyclus nassatus
Lineage: Eukaryota; Metazoa; Nematoda; Chromadorea; Rhabditida; Strongylidae
Source: the annotation of a GenBank genome assembly
CAGAAUGGAAUUGCUGAUCCUUCUAUGUGCUCUUCUGGCCAUUGCUGGAACGGAGGAAAUCAAAUGCGAUGCAGACAACAAGUGUCCGCAAAAGUACGUGUGCUAUGAAGGAACAUGUGCUUAUCGAUGCCCUAUAUAUGAGCCAGAAAAUAUUCCCGCCGGGUGCGAAGUGAGAAUGUACACGGACAGAAAAGGAUGCGAACGUCCAAAAAUCAUUUGCUGAUAAAUAAAAUUCUUACCCUUGUGAAUAUGUACGACAACAAAAUUUUGUAAAUUGACAGGCGAAAUGACGUAUAAAGACAAUA